Messenger RNA from Suillus subaureus, 1629 nucleotides. Its product is annotated as major facilitator superfamily domain-containing protein. Gene Ontology annotation, biological process: transmembrane transport. The coding region runs from base 1 to 1629 and encodes 542 amino acids. Gene Ontology annotation, molecular function: transmembrane transporter activity. The record is from RefSeq and is a predicted model, not a curated record. The transcript is spliced from 16 exons. NCBI's taxonomy places the organism in Eukaryota, Fungi, Basidiomycota, Agaricomycetes, Boletales, Suillaceae.
AUGGCCAGCGCGGUACACUCUUCUCCAAUUUCAGUCAUGGGCACGGAGAACGCCCCUGAAAAAAUGACCUUGAUGCGUCCCAGCGAACCCUCCACCACUGCAACGCUGCUCAACGUGCCCAUCAGUCCAGUGAAGACUCUAUCCCUUGAGACCCUUCCUGACGCCCACAAGUCUGCCUCGACCAUAGUCUCCCCUGCAGACUCGUUUUUUGCUGCGUCGACCGUAGUCUCUCCCACAGACUCGUUCUAUGUGGAAUUUCAACGCGGAGACCCGAGGAAUCCAAUCAACUACUCAUGGCUGCGAAAAUGGUGCAUUACCCUGGUCGUUUGUGCAUUCAAUGGGAUCACUUCUCCUGCGACUCCGUCAUUUGCUAUGGGUUACGGUUCCAUGAUACAGGAUCUAAACUGCACGCGUUUUCAAGCAACUGUUGCAUACUGUCUGUAUUCUCUAGGCUUUGGUAUUGUUCCUCUGUUCACGUCUUCGCUAAGCGAGGAAGUUGGGAGGCGGCCAAUUUACUUGGUAUCAGCGUUUCUCGGGGCUAUGUGCAACGUGCUUGCUGCUCUCUCCAAUAAUAUUCAAACCAUUAUGGUCGCACGUGUCUUGGGGGGUGCUUUUGCCUCGACUGGUGCGAUACUGGUGGGUGGGACGAUUGCCGAUAUAUGGGAGCCUCAUGAGCGCGGCCUGCCUAUGGCUGUUUUCUCCAUGGUGAGCAUGGUUACCACUGGUCUGGGGUCUAUCAUCUCUGCCUGGCUGGAACUCGACCCUCAUCUCCAAUGGAGAUGGAUCCAGAGGAUUCAAGCGAUUGUUCAGGGGACCUACUUCCUUCUCAGCCUGCUUAUAAUGGAGGAGACUCGAUCGCAAAUUAUCCUCCGACACAUCGCCAAGAAGCUCUGCAAGGAAACUGGGGAUGAUCGGUACCGGGCCCGGGGAGAAGAGACACGGCCGAAAUUGAGUACCAUGAUUAAAAUAUCAUGUACUCGGCCCAUCAUGUUUGUUCUCACUGAACCUAUCGUGACUAGUAUAUGCAUUUGGGUCUUUUUUAUGUCCGGUGUGCUCUACGUCCAGAUCGGAUCCGUGUCUGGGGUUUUCAAGCACACGUAUCACUUCAACGUCGGGCAGAGUGGACUGGUGUUCAUUACCGUCAUUGUGGGAAGUAUACUGGGACUCUGUGCCAAUUUCUAUCAGGAUGUGCUCUACCGGAAAUACGUGUCUCAGAGAGGCCCCGAAGCAAGGCUAUACAUCGCUUGUUUAGUUGCACUCUUGCUGCCUACCUCGAUAUUCAUCUAUGCAUGGACAGCAGAACCGACCAUCUUCUGGAUGUGGCCUGUUGUGGUUUUCAUUUAUUUGGCAGACUGCUAUGGUCCAAUGGCGUCUUCUGCUUUGGCGGGUCAGGGCUUAGCUCGUAACCUGGGUAGCUUUGGAUUCCCUCUCUUCUCUCACACGAUGUUCAAGAAGCUCACAUAUAAAUGGGCCAACACUAUCUUCGGCGGCGUCGCUGUCAUCCUGAUUCCAGUCCCUUUCGUUCUUUUCUUUUACGGACCUUCGCUUCGAAAAUACAGCACAGUGUGCAGCCAACUAAUGCAGGUUGAAGAAAAACCUGAAAUCGAGAGCCGGGAUGGGGAGCCCUAA